This is a messenger RNA of Gadus morhua (Atlantic cod), 531 nucleotides long. Its product is annotated as protein AHNAK2-like. NCBI's taxonomy places the organism in Eukaryota, Metazoa, Chordata, Actinopteri, Gadiformes, Gadidae. The record is from RefSeq and is a predicted model, not a curated record. The annotation marks the transcript as partial. The transcript has 8 exons.
GCUGUUCCAUCUGUUGAAGUCAGAACUGUGGAUGCAGAAGUCGAUGGCUCUGCUAACAGUGCAUCUGUUGAAGUCAGAACUGUGGAUGCAGAAGUCGAUGCAGAAGUUACUGUUCCAUCUGUUGAAGUCAGAACUGUUGAUGCAGAAGUCAAUAGCCCAUCUGUUGAAGCUGUUCCAUCUGUUGAAGUCAGAACUGUGGAUGCAGAAGUCGAUGGCUCUGCUGUCAGAACUGUGGAUGCAGAAGUUACUGUUCCAUCUGUUGAAGUCAGAACUGUGGAUGCAGAAACUGUUCCAUCUGUUGAAGUCAGAACUGUGGAUGCAGAAGUCGAUGGCUCUGCUCCAUCUGUUGAAGUCAGAACUGUGGAUGCAGAAGUCAAUUGUCCAUUCGUUGAAGUCAUAACAGUGGAUGCAGAAGUCACUGUUCCAUCCGUUGAAGUCAGAACUGUGGAUGCAGAAGUCGAUGGAUCUGCUGUUAAUGGUCCAUCGGUUGUAAUCGGAACUGUGGAUGCAGAUGUUACUGUUCCAUCUGUU